Messenger RNA from Cyprinus carpio (common carp), 5388 nucleotides. RefSeq names its product collagen alpha-1(XXI) chain-like. The transcript is spliced from 30 exons. The record is from RefSeq and is a predicted model, not a curated record. NCBI's taxonomy places the organism in Eukaryota, Metazoa, Chordata, Actinopteri, Cypriniformes, Cyprinidae. Bases 1770 to 4619 code for a protein of 949 amino acids.
GACAAAAUAUAUCAAAUACAUAAAUAAUAAUAAAAAAAACACGAUUAAAUAAUACCAUAACUAAUUCAGUAUGGCACUAAAUAUAUUAUAAAGGGUUUAAAUGUGUUAUAAUCAUAUAGGCCUACUCGAGUGGCCUUGUGCUUUUUAUAAAAAUGACUGUCCUAGAUAUAUUAUAAAACACAUCAGUGUUCAUUUAAUUACAUUUAUUUAACCACGAUAAAAUAAUUUUUCCUCCAAAUUAUAUAGUUCCAUAAAUACAUCAUGCAAUUGACCUUGACUUACAUCACGAUCAAGUGUUUCGUGUUGGAUACCCUAUACGAGCAAUGCUUUUUAUAUAUAUAUACACACAAAAAGCUCCAUAUGUAACAAAUGAUUACAGAUAACAAGCUGCUAAAUAAGUACCUUACCUAAAGGGUGUGAGUUAGCAUUUGAUGAAUCUGACAAACAUUGCUGUCCUUCAAAAAAUACAGUAGCUUCAAUGACUGUGUACGUAAAAUCGAAGGAAAAAAAAAUAUUAUAUUGUAUAUUAUUUCAAGGAUAUUUUAUGCACUUUUCAAUUUAUUUGAGUUAAAAACCAAUUGCAAUGCCAUCAUGAACCACUAGAGGUUCCCGAGCCCCGGAUUUAAGAAUGCAAAUUUAGAAAAGCCUAGUUGUACUCAGUGUAAAGACCAUUGUAUCCACCAGAGGGAGGCGCUGUAUAUCCGUGGCAUGAUGUGUGUAUUUCAACACGUUCUCUGUAAAUAUCAUAAAAAAACUCCACAAAACCACAGUUUCCUUUAAUAUAUUAGGACAAGCAGAAACAUUCCCCAUUCUUGAGAUGCAUGCUGCCUUUAUUCCCCUUGCUUUUCCACCUCAGAUCCUCCACACAACAAAUGCAUUGUAUUUUAGUGUCAUUACAUCAUAUUAAAAACACUACACACCAUUAAACUAAACUCACAUGCUUCAGUUCACUUGUUUAUGUCUCCUCUGGUAUCUGGAGGGGCCCACCUUUGAUCCAAAAUAGCUGUGUUAAUAUAUAAAUGUGUUUGAACAGCGGAUAUGUGUACAUGUCUGUGGGGUAUAAAUAUAUGCACAGGAAAGUUUAGCAAAGCAACUCACAGGUUAUUCCUUCCUCUGGUACUAAUGUGGUUGAAUGUGUUACUUACUUUCUUUCUAAACAUCUUUUUAUUCACAAACAGGCCAAACGAGAAUGACAGUGGUCCCUGAGGAGUUAUUUCACAGUAUUAGGAUUCAAAGGAAGGCACCAACAUCUCUGUUUAAGUAUCUGGAUUAAAUGGAUGGAAACAAACUAUAUGCUACUGGAGGAAUAAAGGCAUAGUCUUCACUGGAACACAAAUGUAAUGUCCAUGGACUCUUCUAAAUAACUCAGUGCAUGAUGGCAGAGAAAAUAAAGACGUUUGGACUGCGCUAUUUGUGGAAUAGGCCUUGGGUUUGGAGGCUCAGAGCUAUUUGGCUUGACAUUCUUUGAAGAUGGUUUUGUGGAGGGUUAAACCCAUACUCCUCCCUUUCUCUGAUGCCUGUCGCUCUUUCAUUCUGCCCAGGAAAGGCUGUACGUCACUGUGGGUGCAGAUAUAAAAUAGUCUUUGGCUGUAUCUUGCCACUGAGAACUGUUUCUGCAGCACUGUACUGUAAUUCAUGUCAGUGACGAGAUCAUUUUUAGCUCUUGUCUUGUAACGUGUUGGUGCCAAGUCUCUGUUUAAACUCGUGGAUAUCCAGGAUUCACUUUGCUGGCAUUUUCUAACUGUUGAUUGGCUUUUUGUUGCCAUACCAUGUGGACAUGGAUGUUUUCUUCACUGAUUGUUUGUGUUUUGUUCCUGCACAUCAGUGGAUUCCAACAAGAGGACACUCAAGCUGGUUGUAGCACAACUCCCAAUGACCUUGCAUUCAUCAUCGAUGGCUCCUCAAGCUUGGGGAUCCCUAAUUUUGAAACCGCCAAGCGUUGGCUCAUCAACAUCACCAGUGGCUUUGACGUGAGCACCAGGCACACUCAGGUGGCAGUCGUCCAGUACAGCGACACCCCUCGACUGGAGAUUCCUCUGGGAAAGCAUCAGAACAGCAAAGAACUCAUCGAGGCCAUCACCUCCAUCUCGUACCUGGGGGGCAACACACGGACCGGCCGUGCCAUCAAGUUUGCCACAGACCACGUCUUCGGGAUGCCUAACCGCACAUCCCAGUCUCCCAGAAACCGCAUCGCCGUGGUUCUCACCGAUGGCCGCUCGCAGGAUGAUGUUGAGGAUGCUGCCAUGGAGGCCAGAGCACAGAAUAUUGUUCUGUUUGCAGUCGGUGUGGGAAAUGAGAUCUCUAACUCUGAGUUGGUGUCUGUGGCCAACAAGCCACCUUCUACGUACGUGCUGCACGUGGAGGACUAUAAAUCCAUUGCAAACAUAUGGGACCUGAUGGAGCAGAAACUGUGUGAGGAAUCAAUGUGUCCGACACGGAUCCCUGGGACAGUGAACGAUCAGAAGGGCUUUGAUCUAAUGAGCCUGAUGAAGAUUGAGCAGGUGGCUCAGAAGGUUCAGGGCUCUUUGAUAUCAGAGAAAGCAUCUCAGCUCAGCGCUGGUAUGGACAUCACCCACAACACCAGAGAGAUCUUUCCAGAAGGCCUUCCACCAGCUUUUGUGUUUGUGGCCACUUUGCGCUUGAAGAACCCAGCUCACUGGAUGAAGUUCGACCUGUUAAGGGUGUUGUCUCAGGACGGGGUUAAGCAGAUCGCCGUGACUUUGAACGGAGCAGACAAAUCGGUCACUUUCACCUGCACCAGCACUCUGAAGAAAGAGCAGACAGUCAUAUUUAAUGACCGAGGCAUCAAGAGGCUCUUUGACACAGAUUGGCACCAGCUGAAGUUCCUGGUGAAGUACAAACGCAUCACUUGUUUCGUAGACGGUGCAUACAUGGAGGAGCAGCUCCUAGAUCCGGUUGUUCCUAUCUACAUUAACGGAAAGACUCAGGUCGCCAAGAAAAUCAAUAUUGAGACUACUGUCCCUAUAAUGCUGCAGAAGCUACGGAUCUACUGUGAUCCCCAGCAAAGUGAGAGAGAGACAGCAUGUGAAAUUUACUAUGUGGAUAAUGACAGGUGUCCUUCAGAUCGCUCUCCUGCUAUAGAAGGUUGCGACUGUCCUAGUGGUAAACCUGGUCUGCCCGGUCUACCUGGGCCUAUGGGCUUCAGAGGGGAGAAAGGCAGAGAAGGACCUCCUGGCCCUGAUGGUAAACCUGGGAAACCAGGAGAAAAGGGAGCAUCUGGAGAGCCUGGUCGAGAUGGAGAGAAAGGUGAAGGAGGCGAACCAGGACAAAAAGGGGAGCGAGGGCUGGAAGGACCCAAAGGUGAAAUGGGACCACCAGGGCCUUCAGGACCAACAGGCACUGGAUUUUCCAAACUGGAUUUAGAUGACUUGGGAAUUCAAGGAAGCAAGGGAAUCCCAGGAGAACCAGGGGAAAUGGGACCACCCGGAAAACCUGGACUGAAUGGUGAACCUGGGACAUCUGGUCUACCUGGACAUGCUGGUCCCAAGGGAGAGAAAGGAGAUGUUGGUGUGGCAGGAUCAGACGGACAACCUGGAAUCCCUGGUAUACGGGGGCUUCCUGGAGAGACAGGCCCUGCUGGACCUCAAGGUGAUCGAGGUAUGCCAGGACCAGCAGGUUUUACUGGACCAACAGGACAGCAGGGACCCCCAGGCCCAAUUGGCCCACCUGGCAUAGAAGGUCCUCCAGGUCCAAAAGGGAAUUCUGGCUCUCGCGGACAGGAUGGGCUCCCUGGACCACCUGGUGCUAAAGGUUCAGAUGGAGAGCACGGCAUUCAAGGUCCCCCUGGCAUUAGAGGUCUACCAGGGUUUAAAGGUCAUAAGGGUGACUCAGGAUCAUCUGGACCAAAGGGAAUUCAGGGCGAGAAAGGAAACCAGGGAGAACCUGGAGUUGCUGGAAAACAUGGUGAACCGGGCCUGAAAGGGAACAAAGGAGAGCCAGGUGUAGAAGGGGAGCCUGGGAGCAGAGGGGCUGAUGGGAAAAAGGGAGAUAUGGGUCCAUCAGGCCCACCUGGAUCUCAAGGCUUUCCAGGUUUAGACGGGUUACCAGGGCAACCAGGACUUCCAGGUUACCCAGGGAAUCCAGGCAAAGCACCUUCAGAAGAGCAGUUGAUGAAGAUCUGCGCUUCUGUGCUGCAGAGCCAGCUGCCACAGCUCCUGCAGGUGAUGGGCCAAGGCAGCUGCCAACAUUGUGAAACCAAACAAGGACCACCAGGCGAUCCAGGUCCCCCAGGCUCAACGGGCCCAUCUGGACCCCCAGGGUAUCCUGGCAGGGCAGGGUCUCCAGGAUACCCGGGACCUCCAGGGAGGAGGGGACCUGAAGGGGUAAAAGGUGAUAUUGGCCCAAUGGGUAUGAAAGGUGUUAAAGGACAGGGUGAAAUUGGGUUGCCAGGUCCACCCGGCCCAGCAGGUUUGCAGGGCCCACGUGGGGAUGACGGAGAGGGAUAUCCUGGGCCUUCUGGUCCACCAGGGAAACCUGGCACUUCGGGCACCCCAGGCAAACGUGGGCCCCCUGGACCCAUGGGAGUUUGUGACCGGUCCUCUUGUAAUCAAGCCUAUGGCUUUCGGAACGAUCCUUUCGGGAAAGGACCUAACUUUUAGCAUCAGGACAGUGGGAUCAUACUGAUUCUAUGCAGUCUUUUCUCUCUCAAAUGGACAUUUCUGAUGCUCAGCAUUGACCUCAAGAACUCAUAACCUCUAAAGAACGAUUAUCUUGACUUUAAAUAUGUGAUGUUUUCCUGCUUGAGAAUCUUGUGUUGAAUGUGUUAAAAUCUCUAAUUUGCAUGAAUCCAUGUUUUUGAUGGAUUUUGUUGCAUGUCCUGGCUGCUCUUUUCCAAACAGAAAGGGGCUGUUGAGCUGUGGUCGGUAGAACUCAUGCAUUAUAUUCCAAGUCUUCUGAAGCCUUUGUGCAGGAAACAGACUAAAAAAUCAAUCAUUAUUUGGUAAAAAUGCUCUCAAACAUUGUGCAUGUUCUGUACAAACUGUACAUACAUCAUUGAUUCUCUUGUGUCCUGUGACCAAUUUUAUUUUCAUUUUCAGUUUUAGUUUUUGGGUGUAUUGUUCCUUUAAAGAAAAAUUGCUAUACUGUAUCAACUGCACUGCCCUAGGCAAGCUACCUCUGUACAGGAUGUGAAGCGAUCUCAAAUUAAGGCUUUGUUCAAAUUUGAGAAUACUUCUGCUGAAGGGCUAUUGGUUAGUUUUGAUAGGAACAUUUUUACUACUACAGCAUUUUUUAUCAUUAUUAUUUAAUUAUACUUUUAAUUGUUUGAGAAAUUGUCUUAGAUUUUAGCAGUAAUCUUAAUAGCGUAGAUGUGGCAUGUCUAUUUUUGACUGGAUAGAUUUGUGCAAAGAUCAGCAUUUAACAUCUAUU